AGGUUGGCUGCUAUCUUACAUUGAUCUAGGAUACUAGAUGCAACUGCUGUUCUGAAUGUAGCGAGCAGAUAGUAGUAUUAGAUUGUUGUCAUGCCUAGGUGUAGGCAACAUAUGGAUUUCCAAUACUGAGAAUUUAUUAUUUUUUCCAUUCGCUUUCUCUUGCUAGCAGACCUGGCAGAUCACUUCGGGUACUUCUAUAUACAGGCUUGCCAGAAAAGAGAGAAACUAAAGGGGGCAUAGCACAUAAGAGGGCCUUAAGGAGAGAACAGAGGAGUGGGAUAGAAAGUGUAGCUGUAGAAACAGGGUUAGGUAGAUAGACUGCCAUGAGAGAGGAUCCGUCAAGCUGUGGUGAAUACCCUGAGGGAGGGGUGGUGUCCAGCGAGGAGGAGCCAGACUGUGCUCCAAUCAAAUACCCUGUGGUGCUGGUAACACCAGGGGCCGGCGGGCGCAAGAGUGUCACCAGGAAAGAUAACAUUUCAUCGCCAACAGAGGACAACAAGUCAACGACAGGAGGGCCUCCCAGUCUGAUCCCAUCAGGACCCAAGAGGCCUAAGAAGAGUCCCCAGCCCUCCCUGUCUCCUCUCCCCAUCCCAGGCCAGCCCCUGGAGGACCCUCAGCACCAACGGGUGAUCGCCAAUGUACGGGAGCGCCAAAGGACGCAGUCCCUGAACGACGCCUUUGCCUCGCUGCGUAAGAUCAUCCCCACGCUCCCCUCAGACAAGCUGAGCAAGAUCCAGAUCCUAAAGCUGGCCUCGCGUUACAUUGACUUCCUCUACCAGGUCCUGCAGAGCGACGAGAUGGAUGCCAAGCUGGCCAGCUGUAACUACCUAGCCCACGAGAGACUCAGCUAUGCAUUCUCGGUGUGGAGGAUGGAGGGGGCCUGGUCCAUGUCCGCUACCCACUAGCCCUGUCACCUACCUCUCUAACACCCCCUCCCUCCUCUCCUGCCCCAGCCAAUCUCCCAUGACCUCUGACCCCUGCUCUCUGACCCUCAUCCUCACAUCAUCUAACUCUUAUCAUUCUACACCAGCACCGUACCAAGGCGACUGAGAAGCCUCCACCUGUUGGUCUGCAAUCCCUUUGUUUACUGGUUUGGACCUACACCUCUGGACCAACUAAAUCAAAGAUAUGAGCCUGCCCUCACUCUGGAGAGGUACUGUAGAGAGACUCAGCUUCCUCGAGCCCACACAGAAUCUAUGGGACAAUGAUUCAGAGCUACUAGCAGGUCUAGAAGAGGGACAACUAUAGAGUUUUAGGACCUGGAAAUUGCAACUUGUGACUUGGAAACAAUUUGGUAAACAAAUGUAAGUUGCAGUUAUUCAUGGGAAUAUUCCUAUUGUAGUGUGACUACAUGUAGUACAGAACUGUUUGUAAACCAACAUACAAUUCCUCAUUAAAAGGGAAUGAGUUGGUGUAAGAUAAUAAAAUGAGUACUUGAGCAUCUUUGAAGCAUAUUUCUCAGCCCCAUCUUAUUACCAAUCUCACCUUAAAGCAUACACCCUGUACUGCGACUACACCAGAAUGUACACGUCCACCAUCAGCAUCCAAAAUGAAUGGCCAAACAUUUGGAGAUGGAUGAUGACACAAUAACAUUUCUAAACGCCAAAUGCAUAAGAAAUACAGCGGUUAUCCUUCUUUGAGUUUGUUUGUUAAAGAACCUGGGUUAGCAGAUUAUCCACGUGUUACCCUGUCAGCCUAAAUUAGUGCUCUAUAGCACAGACUUCCUUAAUGAGGGCCAAGUGUCUGCUCAGGCAGACCAGGGUAUAAUUGCCCAUAAAGCUGUUGUUCUUUUGGGGGAAAUAAAGGCCUCUAAAAUAUUUAUUGGUUGUCUGGUUGGAAAGAAAUCCUAUGAUAUGCCCAACCACAGAAGCACAUGUGGAUGUAUUAGUGGACCAGGAAAGUACACCGUAUAUCCAACAUGUUGUCACACCUACAAUUCUGUACACACAAAAAUUACCAUUAAAAAAUUUAAUUAAGAGAAAAACAGUACAAAAUAGACAUCCUUUCUAUACAUACAUAGGAAAUAUGUAGGAAAAAAUUAACACAAGGUAAAUAAAAAGUAUGAAAAAAAGACUGUUAUUCUUAACUCCAGUUAGUGAAGGCUACCAAUACUUGACUCAAGGCACAUGCGUGAUGUAUUUUGGUCUUGAGUAUCUAUUUACAGUGACUUUAAGAAACAGAGCAUAAAAAGGACAAUAUUAAAGGAAAUCAAGAGGAGUGGCCCACUUGUCACUAAGACAAUAAGAGUGUUGCCCAUAGGCCCCUGGAAGUCUUUACAGGAGAGGUAAAGUACAGUAUCCAACACACUUUGUCUAACAUUACUUCAUAGACAACAGAUACCCACUGGUGUACUACGAGACAGAGAGCACAGGCACUGUUCUACGAGAAUAUGAAUAAUGGUGGUUACUUCUAUUUCUUUUUAUACAAGUCUUUGAGGGGAUCUUACGGGCAAACAUUGCCCAGAGUCUUGAAAACAACCACCCCAAAACAAAUAGUUAGUACAAACAAUAAUGAAUAUUGAAAACUGGCAAUGGCCUCCUACACACAUAUACAGAUUUUGAUUUUUAUUUCAACCUGUUUGCUACAGUACAAAAGUAGUCCUGCAGCAAACAGGAAAAGUGAAUUAUGUGGAUUAUAAUUUAUGGACAGUAUUGUAGAGAUUGAUAUGUUUUUUUUUGUUUAAAAGUGGACUUUUAAUAUACCUCAAAUACACUACAAGGUUUAAAUUUCCUGCAUUUCAGGAAAGUUCUCCGGCAACAGGGUGAUCAAAUUACUACAAUCCUACAUCUGUAGCCAUCCACAGUGGUUGGUACAGAGUAUAGUAAGAAAUGACUAUAAGACUUGUUAGCAUGGUUAUCGUGAUCUCUCUCUCAACGACAACUAGGGGAGAGGAUAAACCUAUGGUUAGUUAAGACAAGAUUGACGUGUAUCACCGGCGUACAUGCCCCUGUACUGGUGCACCAGCAGAGAGAGUA
This is a messenger RNA of Oncorhynchus nerka (sockeye salmon), 2975 nucleotides long. RefSeq names its product twist-related protein 2-like. Bases 324 to 905 code for a protein of 193 amino acids. Gene Ontology annotation, molecular function: RNA polymerase II transcription regulatory region sequence-specific DNA binding; protein dimerization activity; DNA-binding transcription factor activity, RNA polymerase II-specific. The record is from RefSeq and is a predicted model, not a curated record. The transcript has 2 exons. Gene Ontology annotation, biological process: regulation of transcription by RNA polymerase II; developmental process. Lineage: Eukaryota; Metazoa; Chordata; Actinopteri; Salmoniformes; Salmonidae.